This is a messenger RNA of Vitrella brassicaformis, 1880 nucleotides long. NCBI's taxonomy places the organism in Eukaryota, Vitrellaceae. The record is from the annotation of a GenBank genome assembly.
AUGGUGACUAGAGAACACUCAGUACAGCUAUGCACGGUGAUGAAUGCUUACAUACUUACACACCCUCUCCCCCCCUCCCGCCAUCCCUCCCUCCCUCCUUCCCUCCCUCCCUCCCCCACCCGCCCCCCUCUGUGUGUGGUAUGUCGUCAUGUGAGGCUGACAGCAGGCCCGGCACCCGUCGCUCGUCUGUGGUCGUCGUCGUCAUCAUCCUCCGGUAGCUCUGUGUACUCCUCUAUCGGCCCCUGUGAUGGUGUCCCAUUACGCGCCUGCACCUGCAUCUGCUGUGAUUGUGUCUGUGGGGGCGGCAGGGAUGCUCGCGCGUUGGUCCUCUUCUGUUGCUGUUGCUGUUGGUGCCGCUGCUGGUCCGGCGGGAGGGCGGGUGGUGUGGGUGGUGGCUUGAUGGUGCCGAAGAGCUGCAUCGUGGCCUUGAAUAUCUUCUGGCUGCCCCUUAUGGCCGGCAGCUGCAACCCCAGGAUGAGAAACAGCUUCACGCGGUACUUGAGGGGCAGCCGCCAUGACGACUCGAACAGCCCGUCGAUGAGCGCAUAUGCCACCCAGUACUCCAGCCACCGUGUUUGGGCGCUGUACGUCUGCCCCUCUAGGAUGGACAGGGUGCGGUAGAUGGGGUACAGGGUGCCCAGGAUGAGGCAGCCGUAGUAGAUGAGUGGGUAGACCGUCCAGAAGAAGAUGAAGGCCAGGAAGAGCUGCACCCACCCCGUGCGGACCACCUCGACCGCCCAGCUGAUCUGCAGCGGCACCAGCAUCCGCAGACCCGACGCCAUGAAGUCGCCCACAUUGUCAAACAACACCUCAGCAGGGCUCGGCCCGCCCCCGCCCGACCCGCCCCUUAUCCGUACAAACGUGUCAAUGGUCAGGGUGAGCGCCUUGGCGAUCGACCGCAGCAGCAGGUGGUCGUUGAAGAGCACCGAUAUCAGCAGCACCAGAUGGAAGACGAUCUCCACGUCCUGCCACACCGUCAUGCGGUCCACCAGACGCCCCACAAAGGGAAUCGUCUCCACCAGCAAUAUCGACCGGGAUACCGCCCAAAACACCAGCGCAUAGUAGAUGUCCCGAGAGCUGGGCGCCGUGGCGGGGGCAGUGGAUGUUGCUGCCUUGUUGAGCCUGGCAGGCGUGCUCAUGCGGCCUCUCAGGAUGCCCAGCGGCGAUGACUGUGGUGAUCUCUGAGGGGCUGGAGUGGUUGGGGCCGGGGGCGCUCUCAGGAGCGCCUGUGUCGACAGCACGGCCGGCAUAAGCACUGUGGCGAGCAGCGAUGCGGCCGGGCGGAUGUAGACGAGUGAUUGUGGCGGCAGACCGAACCGCAGCAGCAUCCAGAACAGCAGGCAGGUGAUAUAGGGCGCCAUAGUGAUGAGCAGGUGCAGCAGCCGCUGGACGAAGCCCCGCCGCCAGCAGUAGAAGAAGACGGCCGUCACGCCCAUCGCGAGAAAGGUCAUGUUGCGCGUGCGCGGGUCCAUCUCCCUGAAGGUGAGGACGAUUCGCGUGACGAGCGGCUGUAUGUAGGGGUACACCCAUCUGGCGAAGUAGAAGACCACCUUAAGCAGCGACAGCAGUGCCGUCCAGAUGGCGGCGAGCGCCUCGGCGCCCUCUCUGAAGGCCACUUGUAUGUUGAACCACAGCUCGUGGACGGCAUCUUGGAAUAGCAGCGGUGUGAAGCCCGCGUCAUCCGGGAAGGGGAAGAAGGACACGGUGUCGACGAGAGGGAUAUCGGCGUCCUUGUGCAUCAGCCCGCCUGCGUUCAAGUCGUCCAUGUCGGGAGCCUCAGGCGCAGCAGCAUCGGAAGAAGGGAAGUCGGUUGUGAAAGCCUCCUCCAUGGUAAGGUGUAGAUGUCGGCCUAUGGCGUUGUUGACUUUGCUUUCCUUUCG